AUGGAAUCCAACCGGAAAAGACAAAAAAACUAUUCAUUCUUACUGAAUAGUUUUACGAAAAGUCUAAGUAACUUUCUAAGGGAAACUGGAUUGCAUGGACUGAAAUUUGUGGGCGACUCAUCGCUAAGAAUCUGGGAAAGAUCCUUUUUCUUCAUUGCGUUUGUGGCCGCAUUUAUGCUGACUUGCCACCUGAUAUCAAAUAUUUAUGGCAAGUGGAAUAGUACACCAGUUAUUAUUGGCAUUAGUCCACAUGCCACAUCGAUUCGGAAGGUGCCAUUUCCGGCCAUAACUAUAUGCAACAUGAAUCAGGUGCAACGCAGUAAAGUCCAGCAUUAUAAGGAUGGGUCCAGUGAGAAAGAUCUGUUGAAACUACUCUGCUCACAAGACUCUUUCGAAACGGAGGAUGAUAACGGUUCAGAUGCGAUUCCGCUCUCCACUUUUUUGGGCGACAACAAUCUGCAAGUGAGCGAAUUUCUAACGGAUCAUGCCCAGCCCUGUGAGCAAAUGUUGCGACACUGCAAAUUGAAUGGUGAGGAAUAUGAUUGUGUCCAUCUCUUUCGGCGCAUAAUCACCGAUGAAGGUUUGUGCUGCGUAUUUAAUUUUCUGCCACCGGAGAUUGUAUAUAAGUCAACUUCGAAAAACACUAGAAACUUAACCUCUAGUCUUGUGAAUGAGCCUGUGCCCUGGGAUCCGGAGACCGGCUAUCCCUUGAAAUUACCAAAAAAAUAUUAUCCAGUUCCGGCCAUUGGUACUGGUAUAACAAUGGGAUUUUCUGCCGUUCUCGAUGCCCAGCUGAGCGAAUACUACUGCUCAUCUACGAACGGACCUGGAUUCAAGAUCUUAUUCCACAAUCCCACAACAUUACCAAAUGUUAAAGACGAAGGUCUUGUCGUGGGCGUUGGCUACGAAACGAACUUUCGCAUGGAGUUUAGCAGAUCUGAAGCGACGCAAGCAAUUCGAUCCAUACCUCAGGUGGAUCGUCAGUGUGUCUUUCAGAAUGAGAAGAACUUGAUUCAUCACAAGGUCUACUCACUUCUGGACUGUGAAAGGGAAUGCAUCACAAUGUUUCUGUACAAGUCCUGCGACUGCAUUCCCCACAAUUAUCCGCAAAUUUUCAGCAAUGCCAGCAUUUGCAGUGUGAAGGAUGCGUUCUGUAUUAAUCGAGCCAAACGUCCUGAGAAUAGAAAUGAGACGGCGAGCUGUCGAAAGGAGUGCCUGCCUAGUUGCUUUGAUCUGUCAUACCAGGCGGAUGCGUUAUAUUUUCCCCUGGCCAAACGGGACUUUAAGAUUGCUAAUAAACUGGUGGCGAAUAUGAACAAAACGUAUUUGCUGGAUAACAUUGCCGUUAUGAAUUUAUACUACAGGGAGUCAGCCUAUUAUGGGACUAUGACAAAUGUGUACAUUGGCUUUACUGAGUUUCUGUCAAACAUUGGCGGCGUUAUGGGAUUGUUUUUGGGAUUCAGCGUUAUCUCAAUAGCUGAACUGAUCUAUUUCUUAAUUCUUAAGCCCAUUGGGGAGUUUAUAACUUGGAAACCCUUUCGGAUGUCGAUGUGCUUGAAGGAAGUGCCGGAUGAGGUGGAGGCGGAUGGUAUUGGCGAAGGCUGA
Molecule: messenger RNA, 1605 nt
Organism: Drosophila grimshawi
Lineage: Eukaryota; Metazoa; Arthropoda; Insecta; Diptera; Drosophilidae
Gene: ppk12
Product: pickpocket protein 28
Exons: 8
Coding region: 1-1605 (534 amino acids)
Biological process (GO): sodium ion transmembrane transport
Cellular component (GO): membrane
Molecular function (GO): ligand-gated sodium channel activity
Source: RefSeq, a predicted model, not a curated record